Molecule: messenger RNA, 1088 nt
Organism: Rosa rugosa (rugosa rose)
Lineage: Eukaryota; Viridiplantae; Streptophyta; Magnoliopsida; Rosales; Rosaceae
Exons: 7
Coding region: 1-687 (228 amino acids)
Biological process (GO): regulation of DNA-templated transcription
Cellular component (GO): nucleus
Source: RefSeq, a predicted model, not a curated record
AUGACGCGGUCAACGGAGCUCAUCACCUGUGAAGACCCCGAUGAAGGUCCCGAAGUCGCAACUAAAGAAAGGGAAAAUUUGCAUUUGGGCAUAUACUCCAAAAUUUGCAUUUGUGGUGUGUUUGAUUUGUUGAGAAAUAGCUUUGUGAUGAGUAAACUGAGGAGCUGGAUAGAAGAACAGCAUGAAAAGAUUGUUGAAAGCGAAAAGGAAGCAAAAGGAAAAGUUAAUGCAACCAAUGAUAAGGAAAAACUCCUCAAGCGGAAGUUGCAAGAUAAGGUGGCGAAGCUUAUUAUUGCAAAAAAUGGUGCUCUUCUGUCAAUUUCAGAACAUGAAGCUCUUGUUUCACAAAUAAACAGUGAAGCAGCUCAAGCUCACGCUGAGUUGCUUGAAGCAGAGGGCAUAGUGCCUAAAAAGAAACAUAGAUGUGAUGUUUUAAGAACGGAGCCUUAUCGUGUGGAUGUUGAUGGCCGCAUCUUUUGGAAAUUAAAGGGUUACAACAAUGGAGAAGAUAUCGUUCUUCAAGAUUUGGGGGCCUGGGAUGCAGUUGUAUCUAAAGAAGAAUGGUUUGUUUAUGGUGCGGAGACAAAGGAAGCAAUUGACAAUUACUGUUCUUCCUUAAGGAGAAAAAAGUCUAGUGGAACCGUGUCGCAAACUGUUCCUCGUGAAAGCGAUGAAGAAAACAUGUAGAUGAGGGCCAUGGUUAUUUCAAAUGGCAUAUACUCCUAAUUUGCUUUACAAUUGAAUAGUGUAGAUCAUCAAGAUUAUCAAGAGAUUGGCUGCUUCUGUCCAAAAGGAAUUGUCAGUGUUGUAGAAGUAGGUUCACAUACACAGUUGCAAGUAUUUUGGCUGCCCAAUUGUUCUGCAUAUCUUCCUAUAUGGUAAAGCUGAUUCAUAAGUGUUGUCUUUUGAUUUGUAACUGGGAGUUGUACCCCACUAUUUUUUGGGCGAUCUUAAGGAAUUGUACAACAGAGGAACCCCAAACUGAUUAGUAAUUUCUGAGUUCAUAUUAUUUGCUGCAUUUGUUUCCAGAUUCAUCUUGAUGUUUGUUACAGUUGAUCAUAAUGUAAUAUUCUUCAUCAACUUAUCUA